UGACAUCCGCAGCACUCACCAGCACUCGAUACCGCAGCACUCACCACCACUCAAACACUCCACACCACGAACAACCCACCAUGCCUGCCCCCACCGCGCUCCAGCGCCGCCCCUCCGAGCUCGCCGCCGCCUUCGCCAGCCCCGACCUCCCCGGCGACGAGCCCACCGCCUCGGCCGCCCUGCUGGACAUGCACGCCGUCGCCUCGGCCGCGCAGCCCGACGCGCCCCUGACGAGCGACACCGCCAUGCUGGACGAAAGCGGGCGCCCACAGUUCGCCCCGAGCGCCAACACGCCGCUCGCCUUCCGCCGCGAAACACGCAAAGUGCCGAUCCCGCCGCACCGCCUGACGCCGCUCAAGACCGCCUGGCCGAAGAUCUACCCCCCGCUCGUCGAGCACCUACACCUGCAAGUCCGCAUGAACACGAAAACCCGCAGCGUCGAACUGCGCACCUCCUCUCUCACCACCUCGCCCAGCGCCCUCCAAAAAGGCGCCGACUUCCUGCGCGCCUUCACCCUCGGCUUCGACGUCGACGACGCCAUCGCGCUCCUCCGCCUCGACGACCUGUACAUCGAGACCUUCGAGAUCAAAGACGUGAAGACGCUGCAGGGCGAACAUCUCGGGCGCGCAAUCGGCCGCAUCGCAGGCAAGGACGGCAAGACGCGGUUCGCGAUUGAGAAUGCGAGUCGCACGCGCGUGGUGCUGGCGGAUGCGAAGGUGCAUAUCUUGGGCGGGUUUAAGAAUAUCCAUGUUGCGAGGGAGAGUAUUGUGAGUCUGAUUUUGGGGCAGAAUCCGAGUAAGGUGUAUGGCAACCUGCGGACGGUGGCGGGGCGGAUGAAGGAGAGAUUCUAGGGGAGGUGUGUGUGGGCGUGCAUUGCGUGUUGUGUGCAGUAGGGACAUGUGCAUUUCUGGCGUUCAGGGGGGGAUAUCCGGCGUGUUAUGAGGCAGAUAUGGGUAGACACGAAUUUACUUCUUUGUUCACA
Boeremia exigua is the source of this 982-nucleotide messenger RNA. RefSeq names its product Pre-rRNA-processing protein PNO1. Gene Ontology annotation, cellular component: nucleolus. The coding region runs from base 81 to 851 and encodes 256 amino acids. Gene Ontology annotation, molecular function: RNA binding. The transcript is spliced from 2 exons. The record is from RefSeq and is a predicted model, not a curated record. NCBI's taxonomy places the organism in Eukaryota, Fungi, Ascomycota, Dothideomycetes, Pleosporales, Didymellaceae.